Messenger RNA from Capsella rubella, 1005 nucleotides. Its product is annotated as methylesterase 2. The coding region runs from base 71 to 862 and encodes 263 amino acids. The transcript has 3 exons. Gene Ontology annotation, molecular function: methyl indole-3-acetate esterase activity; methyl salicylate esterase activity; methyl jasmonate esterase activity. NCBI's taxonomy places the organism in Eukaryota, Viridiplantae, Streptophyta, Magnoliopsida, Brassicales, Brassicaceae. Gene Ontology annotation, biological process: salicylic acid metabolic process; jasmonic acid metabolic process. The record is from RefSeq and is a predicted model, not a curated record.
GUGUGGAUGUGUGAAGAGUAAGAAAAAAACGUACGAAACAAAGUGAUAAUACCAAAAGGAGAGAAGAACAAUGAGUGAGGAGAAGAGGAAGCAACACUUCGUGCUAGUACAUGGUGCGUGCCACGGCGCAUGGUGCUGGUACAAGGUCAAGGUACUGCUCGAGGCAUCGGGCCAUCGUGUGACUGCCUUAGACCUAGCUGGCUGUGGUAUAGACACGACCAGGUCGAUCACUGACAUCUCCACAUGCGAAGAGUAUUCUGAGCCGUUGAUUCAGCUUAUGACUUCAUUGCCAAAUGAUGAGAAGGUUGUGCUCGUUGGUCAUAGCUUUGGAGGUUUGAGUUUAGCCAUAGCCAUGGAUAAGUUUCCUGAAAAAAUCUCUGUCUCUGUCUUUGUGACUGCUUUCAUGCCCGACACCAAACACUCACCAUCGUUUGUCUUAGAAAAGUUUGCAAGUUACAUGACACCAGAAGGAUGGAUGGGCACAGAGUUCAAGCCGUACGGUUCAGACAAUAUUGGCAUGUCAGCGUUGUUCAGUACUGAGAUCAUGAAGAACCGUAUCUACCAACUUUCUCCUAUUGAAGAUCUUGAGCUUGGAUUGCUUUUAAAGAGGCCGGCAUCACUAUUUACCAACGAAUUAUCGAGGAGGACGAAUUUUUCGGACAAAGGGUAUGGUUCUGUUCCUCGAGUUUACAUUGUAUGCAAAGAGGACAAAAUCAUCUUAGAAGAACUACAAAAAUGGAUGAUCGAUAACUAUCCGGGCAGUUUAGUGAUUGAGAUGGAAGAGACAGAUCAUAUGCCAAUGUUUUGCAAUCCUAAACUACUAAGUGACCAUCUAUCGGAAAUCGCCGACAAAUUCUAUUAAAUAAUACAAUGAUGUUGAAAAUGUAUUUGGAGUUGAUACAACUAAAUGUGUGUUCUAAAAUGGAUAUUUCUAUCGGUUUAUGUUUUAUUGCUUACUAUGGUUGAAAUGAGAAAUUUAACAGUCAAUGUAAUGUUGGUUUAGCA